GGGUUGUGUAAAGCAGAAUAGUUUCUUAAGUACAAAACACUUGCGCAGCUGUGAGUGAAAUGCCUCUGGUGAAGUGUUCUGCAAUCAAGGGACGACUUCCACUCUUUGUUGUAGCCAUAGCAACAACGGAUGUGUUCCUAAGCGUGCAAGAUGAGAGCUGUCUUGGAAGAAAACGCCUCGUACAGCAAAGAGAGCAUUCAGUCAUCUACGUGACUUAACUGGGAAUGCUAGUGUUGCACAACUGAUAGAGCAAAUCAAGUUGAAGCUUUCUAACUUGGAGAACAUUGGAGACAGCUGAGCUGCAACAUUUUUAUUGUGGGGAAACCUUCCUUCGGAAUUUUGAAGUGUUAAAACUUAUGGACAUAAUGGAGCCUGAAGAAUCACUGCUCUUUCCGACAUCUUCAUUUAACGAAACAAAUUUGACAAGUACGAGAAUUGUAAACUUGAUUGAGUCAAAUUUACAGACACCUCUAGCUACAAUCCUUCUACGUACCGUGAGUAUUUUUUUCGCAUUCGUUCUGAUCGUCACAAGUAAUUUUGUGAACUUGGUUGUCUUGCCUCGGACCAAGUGUUUCGGUGAGGUGACGCGGUUUCUACUUCGGUCUUUGGCGAUGGCAGAUCUCCUGAUUGGCGUUUGUAUGGCUUUUAGCGUUUGGCCGGCUAUUACGGAUAAUUGGCCUUUUGGAGAUGUAGUGUGUAAGAUUAUUGGUAGCUCGGGAAGUCUCUUGGCUACCGCAUCGUCGCUGACUCUCAUGUGCAUCAGUGUGGAUCGUUAUUUGGCGGUGAUGAAACCGCUACGGUACAUCACCAUCGUUACCGUCAAACGAGCUCGCUGUGCCGUCACAGCGGUCUGGCUUGUGUGUUUCAUCUACAUCGCUUUUGUCGACACAGCAACCUGGCCGCCUCUUCAGAACAUCACCUACGACCCCGUCCUCUGUAACUGCAUCAUGAAGUUUUUCGACGGCGAAGUGUUCCCGCAAGCGCUUGGUGCGGCUGCUGUAUGUGUAGCUCUACCAAGCGUAGUCAUCACCUUCGCCAAUGUCAAACUUCUCAUGGUCUCUAUUCAUCAUGCCAAACGAAUCGACGCCAUUCCAGGAAAUCGCAAAGAUGGCCGACGUAUACCGACCAGAGAACUCAAAGCUAUCCGAACAACGCUCGUCAUCACUGGAAUCUAUUACAUCGCUUGGACACCGUUCCUAGUGACCCAGAUAUACACGGCUGUUUCUUCAGUCGCCCCAGCAGACUGGCUUCAUUAUUCAUCCGGUUAUCUCGUCCUGAGCAACAGUUGGUGGAACGUCUUCAUUUACUCCUUUAUGAAUAAGAACUUCAGGAAGACACUCGUGGACUUGUUCACCAGAAACUGUGGCCAUUGUAAGACGAGUAACGAAAUGCAAAGUCACAGCAGUGUUGCGUCCAAUUGCAGGGUACAAUUUGAAGACGCCAACUCAACUCAACUCUCUUGA
Messenger RNA from Patiria miniata (bat star), 1463 nucleotides. RefSeq names its product trace amine-associated receptor 9-like. Gene Ontology annotation, biological process: G protein-coupled receptor signaling pathway. NCBI's taxonomy places the organism in Eukaryota, Metazoa, Echinodermata, Asteroidea, Valvatida, Asterinidae. Gene Ontology annotation, molecular function: G protein-coupled receptor activity. The coding region runs from base 357 to 1463 and encodes 368 amino acids. The transcript has a single exon. The record is from RefSeq and is a predicted model, not a curated record. Gene Ontology annotation, cellular component: membrane.